Messenger RNA from Ostreococcus tauri, 642 nucleotides. Its product is annotated as Ankyrin repeat. NCBI's taxonomy places the organism in Eukaryota, Viridiplantae, Chlorophyta, Mamiellophyceae, Mamiellales, Bathycoccaceae. The record is from RefSeq and is a predicted model, not a curated record. The transcript has a single exon. Bases 1 to 642 code for a protein of 213 amino acids. Gene Ontology annotation, molecular function: protein binding.
AUGACGGACGCGACGUGCGAGAUGUCCCAGUACGCGAAAGAACCGCCUCCCGAGUGGGAGUCAAAGUGGACGUGGAGAACGCUCGACGGGGGCGAUCGCGCGAUGCGAGGCGCAAUGGCGCAUAAAUUGUUCCAAGCUCCAGAGCUCCACGAUGCGGCGAGACGAGGCGAUCAGAGGAAAGUGAUCGAUCUCCUCGAUCGACGCGCGUUCGGCGUGGACGAUCCUGAUCCAGGCGGCCGAACCGCAUUGCACUUCGCCGUCGGUUUCGGUCACGAAAGCGUCGUCAUGGAGCUCUUACGCAGGAACUGCGACAUCGACAAGCGAGACGACUGGAUGAAGUCCCCUGUGGACUUCGGUUUACAGGCGAAACACGAUCGUUGCGUGCAGGCCAUUCGCUUGGAGGCGGUGAAGCGAGGUUUGUGGGGAGGCAAAGGCCGCGUUGCUCCGCUGAAGACGUACUGGGAGCACUGUUACAACAUGACUUCGGAGGAAGUAGAGGAGAAGGUUCGUGAAAACGCCGAAGAGGCGCGGAAAAACUACUCGAGACAACAGGAGAACGACACGCAGAGCUAUCAGGAACAGCUAAAAUCAAGGGUGAAACAGGCAAUCGAGGCCAAGGCUCGCGGUCGUAAGAGGCGCUGA